Molecule: messenger RNA, 729 nt
Organism: Pseudomyrmex gracilis
Lineage: Eukaryota; Metazoa; Arthropoda; Insecta; Hymenoptera; Formicidae
Product: homeodomain-only protein-like
Exons: 3
Coding region: 117-368 (83 amino acids)
Biological process (GO): regulation of transcription by RNA polymerase II; cell differentiation
Cellular component (GO): nucleus
Molecular function (GO): DNA binding
Source: RefSeq, a predicted model, not a curated record
UAUUACGCAGUGUUUAGCGCUCGUUCCCCGCAGAAAGUCAGUCGCGUGCGUACCGUCGUUGGACACGGAUCUUCUAUACGUUCUCUGUUCUUCUAUUCCGAGGCUACAAAAGAAACAUGCUGAAGUCUUACCCCUCGCGAUAUCCCGCCAGCCAAGCUGGUAUUCGAGUGAUCCGCUUGACAGUGGAUCAGGAAGCUGUUCUCCAAGAGCAGUUCAACAGAUGGCCAAGAGCACCUCAUACCGCGGACAUUGUAUUGCUCGCAGCUGAAACAGGUCUGUCCGAGACUGACGUUGAGGGAUGGUAUGCUAUCAGGUUGGCUCAGUGGCGAAAAGAACAAGGACUUGGCGGAAAUCUGGGAUUGCAUUGAUCGAAAGCUUUCUAAAGAGCUCCCGCUGGACAAGCUCCAUUCUUUGUACCUGAAACUGACGUUGAUCUGUUUAUGUACAGUAAUAACCGGAUUGAAAUUGCGCGAAUUAUAUUUUAUGUUUUGUUCUUCAAAUUGGUGUUAUACUGAGAAAGUUUCGUUAAGUUACGUAGAGCGUUAUAUAGAGUUUAUUUUAUUAAAUUUUUAAAAUGUAUAACAAAGUCUCUUAUCUGAACAUACAAAGUAGCUAAGUAAGACAGAGAACACACAAUUAUUAAAUUAUGCAAUUAAAAUAUAUAUAAUUCUUAAUGUACUUGUAAUGUUAUUUCAAGGUUUUUCUUAAUACAGAAGAAAAUUUGAAACA